This is a messenger RNA of Cadophora gregata, 3291 nucleotides long. RefSeq lists its product as uncharacterized. Bases 1 to 3291 code for a protein of 1096 amino acids. The record is from RefSeq and is a predicted model, not a curated record. Gene Ontology annotation, molecular function: nuclear import signal receptor activity. Lineage: Eukaryota; Fungi; Ascomycota; Leotiomycetes; Helotiales; Ploettnerulaceae. The transcript is spliced from 5 exons. Gene Ontology annotation, biological process: protein import into nucleus. Gene Ontology annotation, cellular component: nucleus; cytoplasm.
AUGUCGGUCCUCCCAGCAGACGUGCAUAAUGAGCUUGCGCAGCUCCUUGAUGCGCUGCAAUCAUCCGACAAUAGUGUCCGGUCUCAAGCGGAGGAGCAUUUGGCCAACAACUGGACUGCCUCGAAGCCGCAAGUGCUCCUAAUGGGCCUUGUUGAACAAAUUCAGGGCUCCAAUGACCCAACCACCCGUUCAUUUGCUUCGGUCAUUUUCCGUCGUAUAGCCUCCAAGGCUCGCAAGCUUCCAAAUGACUCGACGGUGGAGACUUUUCUUUCUUUAGAGGCAACAGACGGAUACGUUAUUCGACAAAAACUCCUCGAAGCCUUGGGUACGGAAACUACAAACAGCGUCCGGAACAAGAUCGGUGACGCAGUUGCGGAAAUUGCCAGGGAAUACUCAGAUAACAAACAACAAUGGCCCGAAAUUCUAGGGGUUCUCUUCACACUUAGCAUAUCAAAGGAAGUCGGGCAACGUGAGAUUGCAUACAGAAUCUUCUCUACCACUCCUGGUAUCAUUGAGAAACAACACGAGGACACGGUUCUUGCAGCCUUUACAUCUGGAUUCAAGGACAGCGAUGCCGGAGUUUGCCUUUCUGCCAUGGAAGCUUUUGCAUCUUUCUUCAGAAGCAUCAACAAGAAAUCGCAACAAAAGUACUACGCUCUUAUUCCGGAAGUUCUUAGCAUUCUUCCUCCACUUAAAGAGAAACAGGAGUCCGAAGAGUUGAGCAGAGCGAUUGUGUCACUAAUCGAUCUCGCCGAGGUUGCACCAAAAAUGUUUCGACCUCUCUUCCACAACUUGGUCCUCUUCAGCAUCUCGGUUAUUCAAGAUAAGGAGCUUACGGACCAAGCCCGUCAAAAUGCGCUUGAGUUGAUGGCUACUUUUGCAGACUACGCUCCAGCAAUGGUCAAGAAGGAUGAGACAUACACAACCGAUAUGAUCACACAAUGUCUCAGUUUGAUGACAGACAUUGGCGUGGAUGAUGACGAUGCGGCAGAGUGGAACGCGUCCGACGAUAUGGAUCCAGAGGAAAGUGACCUGAAUCACAUCGCAGGAGAGCAAUGCAUGGAUCGAUUGGCAAACAAGCUCGGUGGACAGACUAUCCUAGCACCUACAUUCAGUUGGCUUCCAAGAAUGAUGAAUUCGGAUGCAUGGAGAGAUAGACAUGCAGCUUUGAUGGCCAUCUCGGCUAUCUCAGAGGGCUGCAGAGACUUGAUGAUUGGAGAACUCAACCAGGUGUUGGAAUUGGUAGUCCCUGCACUGAGAGAUCCGCACUCCCGAGUUCGAUGGGCCGGAUGUAAUGCUCUUGGGCAAAUGAGCACCGACUUUGCCGGUACCAUGCAAGAAAAGUACCACCAAGUCGUUGUUCCAGCUAUCGUCCCAGUUCUCGAUUCCCCAGAGCCUCGCGUUCAAGCUCACGCAGCUGCCGCAUUGGUCAACUUCUGCGAAGAGGCCGAGAAGAACAUCUUGGAGCCAUAUCUCGAUGACCUUCUUACCCACCUCUUCCAACUGCUACAAAGUCCUAAACGCUACGUCCAGGAACAAGCUUUGUCUACCAUUGCGACUAUUGCCGACUCGGCAGAAGCUGCUUUCUCCAAGUAUUAUGAUACUCUCAUGCCCUUGCUGUUCAACGUUUUACAGCAGGAAAAUACAAAGGAACUUCGCUUACUCCGAGCCAAAGCCAUGGAAUGCGCCACUCUCAUCGCUCUUGCUGUUGGCAAAGAGCGACUAGGAAACGAUGCCAUGAACUUGGUUCAAACCUUAGCUACUAUCCAGCAAGGAAUUGUCGAUGCCGAUGAUCCCCAAGCACAAUAUCUCAUGCAUUGCUGGGGUCGCAUGUGCAGAGUUCUUGGCGCAGACUUCUUGCCAUUCCUUCCGAGCGUUAUGCCACCACUCAUGGAGCUUGCUAGCGCUAAAGCUGAUAUCCAGCUCUUAGACGAUGAUGAGCAAGUCGAACAGGUCCAGCAAGAGGAGGGCUGGGAGCUUGUGCCCCUUAAGGGCAAAGUUAUCGGUAUCAAGACAAGCACUCUUGACGAUAAGCAUAUGGCCAUCGAAUUAUUGGUUGUUUACGCCCAAGUCCUCGAGGGCGCGUUUGCUCCAUACGUUCCUGAGGUUAUGGAGAAGAUCGCAUUGCCAGGUCUUGCUUUCUUUUUCCAUGAUCCUGUCCGUGUCGUCUCUGCUAAGUGCGUGCCACAAUUGUUGAACUCGUACAAGAAAGCAUUCGGCAAUCCAUCAAAUCAGCUCAGUGGUCUUUGGAACGGCACGAUUAUCAAACUCCUCGAAGUUCUCAGCGCGGAGCCAGCUAUUGAUACUCUUGCUGAGAUGUACCAAUGCUUCUACGAGUCUGUUGAGGUUAUGGGCAAGGAUUGUCUUACUCCUCAACACAUGGAAACGUUCAUCGAUUCGGCAUUUUCAGCACUGGAAGACUACAAGGAUCGUGUUGCUGCACGAGCAGAAGAGAGAUUGGAAGGACAGCAGGAGGAAGGCGAAGAGGAGUCCGAAGAUAUAAUGUUUGCCAUUGAAGAUGAUCAAACCCUGUUGUCUGAUAUGAACAAGGCUUAUCACUGCAUCUUCAAGAAUCACGGCGUUGCAUUCCUCAAGGCUUGGGAGCGUCUUCAUGCUACUUACGAGCAGUUCCUAAAGAGCCAGGAUCCUACGCAGCGACAGUGGGGUCUUUGUAUUAUGGAUGACGUUCUUGAGUUCUGUGGCGACCAGAGCUGGAACUAUAAGGAGUACAUUAUCGAGCCUCUGGUCGCUGGUUGCCGAGACUCUGCACCUGCUAACCGCCAAGCCGCUGCAUAUGGCAUUGGUGUCGCCGCUCACAAAGGAGGUCCACAAUGGUCGGAGUUCUUGGCUCCAGCUGUUGACCUCCUCUUCCAAGUUACACAAUUCCCCAAUGCUCGUGGAGAUGACGAUGUCUACGCAACAGAAAAUGCGUGCGCAGCUAUCGCUAAGGUUCUCCAUUUCAACCCUUCAAGUCUGCCCAACCAACAGCAAAUUGUUGUUCAAUGGAUCGAUACUUUACCCGUCGUUAACGACGAAGAGGCUGCGCCAUAUGCGUAUCUUUACCUUGCCCAGCUGAUUGAGCAACAAAACCCCGCUGUUAUUACCCAGGCUGGAAAGGUCUUCGGCUUUAUUGUUCAAGCUUUGGAAGCCGAGACGGUUCAAGGUCAGAAUGCAACGCAAAUAGUUGCGGCUGCAAAGAUGUUGCUCCAGACAGCUGGCUUGGAUCCAGCCCAAGUCUUGCUGCAGUUCUCACCCGAGACGCAACAAACAGUGCGUGCUUAUUUUGGUUGA